Messenger RNA from Ceratitis capitata (Mediterranean fruit fly), 1141 nucleotides. Its product is annotated as elongation of very long chain fatty acids protein 7. NCBI's taxonomy places the organism in Eukaryota, Metazoa, Arthropoda, Insecta, Diptera, Tephritidae. Gene Ontology annotation, biological process: fatty acid elongation, monounsaturated fatty acid; very long-chain fatty acid biosynthetic process; fatty acid elongation, saturated fatty acid. Bases 83 to 1114 code for a protein of 343 amino acids. Gene Ontology annotation, molecular function: fatty acid elongase activity. The record is from RefSeq and is a predicted model, not a curated record. The transcript has 6 exons. Gene Ontology annotation, cellular component: endoplasmic reticulum membrane.
AAAUAAACAUAACCUACUAAACAAAAAUAUAGGAUAGUUUAAAACAACAGCCAAAAAUCACACAUCCACACAUACAGUCAAAAUGAAUAGCAACAUAACUUCACGCUUCGAUAUGGCCGCUGAGAUAGCGACCAUUGCAUUGGAUGAAUUCAAAGCGCAUCAUGUUCAUUGGAAUUACACGGGUCUGAUACAACGCUACUACCAUUUGGUUGAACGAGAUUUUGGUGAUCCCCGCGCCAUACGUUUCCCACUCAUGGAACAUCCCCUUUACACAUUCGGUUUGGUUGCCAUUUACCUGUCUUGGGUCCUUGCGAUUGGCCCGAUAUUUAUGCGCGACAGAAAACCAUUCCAACUGCGGCGUACGUUAGUCAUUUAUAAUGCUUUUCAGGUGGCGUUAAGUGCGUAUAUGUUCUAUGAGCACCUGAUGGCUGGUUGGCUCAACAACUACAAUUUGAAAUGCGAACCCGUGGACUACUCAGAUGGACCUAUGUCAAAGCGGAUGUUAAAUCUUUGCUACAUUUAUUAUCUCUCCAAAUUAACCGAAUUUGCCGACACAAUUUUCUUUGUGCUGCGGAAAAAGUCAUCACAAAUAACUUGGCUUCACGUGUACCAUCACUCCGUGACGCCAUUGGAGACCUGGGUGCUGGUUAAGUUUUUAGCUGGUGGCAAUGCGACAUUCCCCAAUCUGCUGAACAACUUCGUGCACGUUUGCAUGUAUUUCUACUACAUGAUGUCGGCCAUGGGACCAGAAUAUGCCAAAUUUCUGUGGUGGAAAAAGUAUAUGACUGAAUUGCAAAUCGCUCAAUUUGUGCUCUGCAUUGUACACACCACCCGCGCGCUCAUCAGCUCUCAAUGUCAAUUCUCGAAAUUCAUAUCCUGCCUCUUGCUACUGAACGCCUCCAUUUUCUUCUGCCUUUUCAUGAAUUUCUACAUGGCGAGCUACAAGAAGUCGCAAAGUCAAAAAAUGGCGGUGAAUGCAGCUAAGGCUAACGGUGCGACGCCGUUACAAAAUGGUUGUGUGUUAGCAACGAAAAAAAUUAUGGAAAUGAAUAAUAAUACAAUGGAUACGAUGGAUGCCAUCGGUUUGUUGGCGUUGAAGGAAAAAUUGCAUUAAUCGCAAGCCAAAUUGAGCAAAAAAAAA